This is a messenger RNA of Amaranthus tricolor (Joseph's coat), 2080 nucleotides long. Its product is annotated as probable aminotransferase TAT2. Gene Ontology annotation, molecular function: transaminase activity; pyridoxal phosphate binding. Gene Ontology annotation, biological process: biosynthetic process; amino acid metabolic process. The transcript has 9 exons. Lineage: Eukaryota; Viridiplantae; Streptophyta; Magnoliopsida; Caryophyllales; Amaranthaceae. The coding region runs from base 327 to 1631 and encodes 434 amino acids. The record is from RefSeq and is a predicted model, not a curated record.
AAUUCCUUGCCUUACGUGCCCAAGUAAACCAGAAGGUUCCAUGUUUGUAAUGGUUAAACUCAAUUUGUUUCUGUUAAAUGAUAUACAAAAUGAUCUUGAUUUUUGCAUCAAACUAUCCAAAGAGGAGAGUGUGAUGGUUCUACCAGUGACAGUGACUAAGAAUAAAUACGGAUGUCAAUAUUCAAUAACAAGCUGGAGUAAGAGGAGUGUUUCCAAUUAGGUCAAAUAAUUGCUUAUUUUCGGCAUUGGUCUUUUGCUUUGUGGUGUUCUAAGUGUGAAGCAAUCAGGUAAUUCGUAAUCAACAACCAAUAAGCAAAAAACACAAUAUGCUAACAGAAACCGCCAUGGAAGACAAUCAAAGCAUUAACAAGCUAUGGAAAUUCAACACCCUUGAGGAAAAUACAGAGUUACAAUCAAGGAAGAAAAACAAAAAGCCGUUGACGGUUAGAGGAGCUUUAAGCAUGCUUAAUGGAAAUGUGAACCCCAUUGAUAACCGUACUGUAAUUCCUCUUGCUCAUGGAGAUCCGUCUCCUUUCGAUUCCUUUCGAGCUUCUGCCGACGCUGAGGAUUCCGUCGUUACUGCUCUUCGAUCGGCCUCCUUCAAUGGCUACGCUACUACCUUCGGCCUUUCUUCCACAAGAAAGGCAGUAGCAAAUUACGUAUCGAAGGAUGUUCCUUACAAAGUAUCAGCAGAUGAUGUUUACUUGACGUCUGGCUGUAAACAUGCAAUACAGGCUGCAAUUUCUGCUAUUGCUUUUAUACCUAAUUCCAAUAUUUUACUGCCAAAGCCAACUUUUGCUUUGUAUGAUGCUAUUGCUGAUUUUUAUGGCCUUCAAGUCCGCCAUUAUAAUCUUCUUCAAGAAAGAAACUGGGAGAUUGAUAUCGGCUCAGUCCAAGAUUUAGCUGAUGAUAAUACUGUGGCUGUUGUUGUUAUUAACCCUGGUAAUCCUACUGGAAGUGUCUACAGUUACCAACAUUUGCAAAAUGUGGCUAAAGCAGCAAGGAAACUUGGAUUACUUGUGAUUGCUGAUGAAGUUUAUGAACAUAUCGUUUUUGGUCGCAAUCCAUUUGUUCGUAUGGCAGUUUUUGCAUCAUUAGUGCCUGUUCUUACACUCAGUUCCUUAUCAAAGAGGUGGAUUGUACCUGGCUGGCGCAUUGGUUGGCUAGUCACUACUGAUCCUAAUGGUGUCUUACAGAAAUCUCAGUUUAUAGAGCGUAUCAAAGCGUUUCUCAUCAUUAGCUCUGAACCUUCAACAUUCAUUCAGGCCGCAGUACCUGAAAUUAUAGAGAAGGUAGACAAAGAGUUCUUUUCGAAAUGUAUCAAUGUGCUGCAACAAGAUGCAGAUAUGGUCUUUGAUAAACUUGCAGAUAUUCCUUACAUCACAUGUCCUUAUAAACCAGAAGGUUCCAUGUUUCUUAUGGUUAAAUUAAAUAUCUCUAUGUUGGAUGGCAUACAAGAUGAUACUGAUUUCUGCAUGAAGCUUGCUAAUCAGGAGAAAGUGAUCAUUCUGCCUGGUUCAACUGUCGGAAUGGAAAAUUGGCUUCGUAUAACCUUUGCCAUUGAGCCACCGGUGCUCGAAGAAGGUCUUGAAAGGGUAAAAGUCUUUUGUCAAAGGAACGCCAAGGCAUAAUAUAAUCAUUACCACUUUAGUCCAAGUGAAGGAUUGAUGAUGGCUUAUUUCGUAUUACUUGCAUGACUGAAGAUCUUGAUCAUUAGACUGACGUACAACUUUAAUGUGAAAAGUCUGUCAGUUUUCCAAUGUCAAUUUAAUAAGUGUGUAAUUCUAUUGUUGUCAUGUUCUUUUUGGUAAACAACCAAGUCUUUGAGCUGUACAACCUUAUGGCAGCGGUCAGCAGCAGCCAUGUAACUCCAAACCAUUACCAACUAACCAAUGCCGAAAGCCCAGCCAGCCACCAACUCGGUGCAGGGCGUUGUUCAAAGAGAAGAAUCCCAAAGGAUGUAAUCUUAGAGGGCGGUUAGGUGGUUGUAUGGUCAAAGAAGAAUGACAAUUAGAGCUACUGAUUUCAUUAACUGAAAACCGAUUUUAUGAACUAAUUUAACCAGCUGUUUUUAUUAGCA